Molecule: messenger RNA, 1025 nt
Organism: Sesamum indicum (sesame)
Lineage: Eukaryota; Viridiplantae; Streptophyta; Magnoliopsida; Lamiales; Pedaliaceae
Product: endo-1,3;1,4-beta-D-glucanase
Molecular function (GO): hydrolase activity
Source: RefSeq, a predicted model, not a curated record
UGAUUGACACUCUAGGCCACAUAGUUGUGUGUGGAAUACUUCCAGUCAUUUCUCCAACAACCAAGAAAAACAGAUUCGAUGUCAAUAAGCGACCAGUGCUGUUCUAAUCCUCCAACUCUGAUCCCAGACUGUGGAGCAGGGGAAGUGCAAGAACUUGGAGGGCUCACCUGCUAUAUUUCUGGGUCUGCUGAUUCCAAGAUUUCAAUCAUUUUGAUCUCAGAUAUCUUUGGAUAUGAGGCUCCUAAGUUAAGGAAGCUUGCCGACAAAGUUGCUGCUGCUGGAUUUUAUACUGUGGUUCCAGAUUAUUUCCGAGGAGAUCCGUGCGAUGCUGAGAGAUUUCACCAGGUUUUUCCUGGUUGGAUAAAAAAUCAUUGCCCUACACAAGGAUCUAAAGACACAAAGCCACUCAUUGAAGCUUUAAAAAGCAAAGGCAUAACCAAGAUUGGCGCUGCAGGCUUCUGUUGGGGAGCCAAGGUUGUUGUGGAACUAGCAAAGGAAGGUUAUAUCCAGGCUGGCGUGCUGAUACAUCCUUCAUUAGUAAGUUUAGAAGAUAUUCAGGGAGUUAAGGUUCCAAUUUCAAUUCUUGGAGCUGAGCACGACCAUGCCUCUCCACCAGAACUUGUGAAACAAUUCGAAACUGCUUUAAAUGCUAAGCCUGAGGUUGAUGCCUUUGUCAAGAUAUUUCCCGGAGUUUCACAUGGAUGGGCCAUAAGGUGCAGCGAUGAUGAUGACCACGCUGUGAACAGCGCAGAAGAGGCUCACGGUGACAUGUUGGAUUGGUUUGUUAAGUAUUUGAAAUAAAUCAUGUUCAGCCCGCUUCGUUUGUUAAGUACCUCAAACAAAUCAGAGAAAUGUGAGAAGUUCAUAGUGUUAUUUAUCAUGGCGUGGCGACUUAUGUUGGUAGGGUUUAUAAUUCUUGCAGCAACUCGGUUGAUUUAUAAGUGGAGUUUUCAUGUAAAACUACAAGUUGGCCUGUUUGCUUAUGUUCUCAUUUUCAGUUAUCAUCGUUAAAUAUGUAUUUUCAA